Molecule: messenger RNA, 6690 nt
Organism: Equus quagga
Lineage: Eukaryota; Metazoa; Chordata; Mammalia; Perissodactyla; Equidae
Gene: ZBTB21
Product: zinc finger and BTB domain containing 21
Exons: 3
Coding region: 1781-4963 (1060 amino acids)
Biological process (GO): regulation of transcription by RNA polymerase II; negative regulation of DNA-templated transcription
Cellular component (GO): nucleus
Molecular function (GO): protein binding; DNA-binding transcription factor activity, RNA polymerase II-specific; RNA polymerase II cis-regulatory region sequence-specific DNA binding
Source: RefSeq, a predicted model, not a curated record
CAGAAACUGACAGACUAGCCUGCAUAGAACAAGGAAUUUACUGUAAAGACACAGGGUUGCUCUGGAGGGUUAAGGAAAAGCUAAAGAAUUGGGCCAGGAAGGGCGGAAACCAAGGUAACCAGCAGCUGCGUCUUCAGGCACUGCCGGAGAAAUCAGCGCCCCUCCUUUGCUGCCUCUCUUGUUCUCCUCGGCCGACUUCCCGGGAGAAGGUUUCUCAUCGGCUUGGCCUUGCUCGUUGCCUGCCCCUGAGCGAGGGGAGAGCAGCACAUCAGCCUGCACUUGGGGGCGAGGGGGCUUCUUCCAGAGCCAGAUCAGGGGUCCUCGACUGGCAGCAGGAGUGGCUACCGGCUGGCUGGAGCCAGACGAGAGAGGCUGCUCUAUCAAGGAAGGUGCCAUGAAGAGCCUGCGCUGUCGCAGUAGUCCCCGGGCUGGUGGAGCAGAGGGCACCCCGUAAACCAAAACGAGACCUUCCCUAGAGAGACUGAAAGGCCGUGAGAUGGGAUCCAAGGGAGAGACAUUACUGCUCUUGAAGGAUCAAGUAAAGGAGGCUAGCUUUGAAAUCUGAGGAGCUUUAGAUAAUUUCUGGAUAUCUGCAUUGUCACCUAGUGAGUGAUGAUAAGACCCAAACUCAGAGCCGACUUCCUGUCACCAUCUAAUAGUAAAAUCAAACAGAGAGAGUCUGGGCGAAAUCCAGAGGUGAGAGUUGGGUUGAAUGCUGUGUGCGUGUUUAUGCUCCAAAGUCAAAUGUGGGUGGAUGCUCUGGUUUUCUCACUAGGUGUUUGCUUUCUGUUAUGGGCGUUCCUCCUCUUGUCCAGUGUCAUGGUUCGGACUACAUAAGCAGUCCCCAACAUUCCAAACGAUUGUGUGCCCAGAGUUCAGUUUUGGGUUAAUGUUUUGGAGGUAAAGAGACAUUUUCCUAUAGAACUGGUAGUAAGGGGUUUGUUGGCUAGUCUUGGAGCAAAUUUGAUAUUUAAUGUACCUUAGCCCUGGUACCAGCCUGAGUUUUAGUCUCCAAAACUUGAAAGGCGGCGAGGUUGUUUUGGUCUCUUCCCAUCUCCCUUUCUGGGCCCCUCACUCACCACCUAGUGUCCUUUUAUCUGAAUGCUUAGCUGUGCUUUGCUUUCUUCUGUUUAUAUCCCCAGGAUGCUCUGUAUUCUCAAAUUGCCUACCUUCCCACCAUCCCCUUAACAAUCUUAACUCCCUGCCAUGGAUCUAACAUUGCUAUAGGAGGAAAUUGUUUGUAUGGAAUUAAUUCCUGUUAAGAUAUGAGUUCCCUUCCCCUCUUAGCGUUUAGUACCUGAGGAAUUUGAGGUCGUGCUAUGCAAUAAUUUCCUGGCCUCCAGUUUUCAAGGGCUUUGUGGCUGUUCUGGGAGGUUGGACCUUCGGGCCGGGGCAGGCUUAGCCCCUGGCCGGGUCGGAGGUGUGUUUCUGAAGAGCGUCUGCAGUGGGGAUGCGAGGAGUGGAAGCUUUGGGAUGACGCCACAGUCAGGGAAUGUGUGCUGCUGGAGAACAAGCAGCUGGCCAGCUCACUCAUCUCUUGUGAUACGUGACAUAUAGCAGCCCACGUAAACCUUCAGGAAAAGGAGAGAGGAAGGAAGUAAAAUGCGUGCUUGCCAUAUAGGAAACACUGGAUCUACUAGGAGCCUGCAAACAUGUUACGUCUUGUCUUCUUCAUGAAAUCCUCUGUGGUCAGAUAGUAUCAGAAAGGCCGAGUGGUCCUUACCAGGUUACUUACCUAAUAGGUGGCACAGCCAGGACUGGCGACAGAUCAGCCCAGGCGAUGGAGGGACUACUGCAUUACAUCAACCCAGCGCACGCCAUCUCUCUCCUGAGUGCCCUCAACGAGGAGCGCCUCAAAGGACAGCUGUGUGACGUGCUUCUGAUCGUCGGAGACCAGAAAUUUCGAGCUCAUAAAAAUGUCUUGGCUGCCAGCAGUGAAUACUUUCAGAGUUUAUUCACAAAUAAGGAGAAUGAGUCACAAACUGUAUUUCAGCUUGACUUUUGUGAACCAGAUGCUUUCGAUAACGUUCUGAACUACAUUUAUUCUUCAUCUUUGUUUGUUGAGAAAGGCAGCCUUGCCGCUGUGCAAGAACUGGGCUACAGCCUUGGGAUUUCCUUUCUGACUAACAUCGUUUCUAAAACACCUCAAGCCCCCUUUCCAGCAUGUCCCAACAGGAAGAAAGUGUUCAUAGAAGAUGACGAAAACAGUUCUCAAAAGAGAAGUGUCAUUGUUUGUCAAAGUAGAAACGAAGCACAAGGGAAAACUGUCAGUCAGCAUCCAGCCGACGGAAGCCAUACUUCCCGGCCUGCACCGAACCUUGCCGUCAGGACCAGCACCAGCAAGCCGCAUGUUCCCAAACCGGUGGAGCCGCUGCACAACUUGUCAUUGACUGAAAAGACUUGGCCAAAAGAUAGUUCUGUAGGGUAUGCAAAGUCUCUCGAGCAUUCUGCAUCUGUGGAUGAUCCUAACAGAAGCAGUUUGGGGAAAAGGAACGCAGUGCUGCCUUCAAAGCCGCUACAAGACAGAGAGGCAGGGGAUGAUAAACCUGGUAUGAGUGGUCAGCUGCCCAAGGGAAAAGCCAUAGAGCUGGCUUUGAAAAGACCACGGCCACCUGUUUUGUCUCUUCGAAGCUCAUCAGAGACUCCGUAUCUGUUGAAAGAAACUAACAAAGGAAGUGGUCCUGGCGAAGAUAGAAACUUGCUGUACUAUUCAAAGCUGGGGUUAGUGAUCCCAUCCAGUGGGUCUGGUUCUGGAAACCAAAGCAUCGACAGAAGUGGCCCUCUUGUCAAGAGUCUCCUCAGGCGGUCAUUGUCGAUGGACAGCCAGGUUCCUGUCUACUCACCCUCAAUAGAUUUGAAAUCUUCCCAGGGGUCAUCUUCAGUGUCAGUCGACGCACCAGGGAAUGUGUUUUGUGCUUUAUCUCAAAGGUCAUCUUUAAAAGAUGGCGGUGAAAAAUCAGCCCUGGAUGACCGGACUCCAGUCCCGCAGCCGCACCGCCUCCGGUCCUUCAGCGCUUCUCAGUCGACAGAGAGGGAGGGAGUGCCCCCCGUCACAGAGGUCCGGAUCAAGACCGAGCCCCGCAGCCCGCUGUCGGAUCCCUCGGACAUCAUCCGAGUCACCGUGGGCGACGCCACAGCGGCCUCCUCCAGCACAAGAGACCUUUCUCUGAAAACAGAAGACGACCAAAAAGACAUGAGCAGACUGCCAGCCAAAAGGAGGUUCCAGGCGGACAGAAGACUGCCGGUUAAGAAGCUCAAGGAGGAUGGGCCCGGUUCUCCGGGGUCGGCAGACAAUUUGGAGGAAGGCUCAAGCCCCGCUCUCCUCGAGGCAGAUUUUCCAGAUUCUGACUUGAAUAAAGAUGAAUUUGGUGAGUUGGAGGGAACAAGACCAAACAAAAAAUUUAAAUGUAAACAUUGCCUUAAGAUCUUUAGAUCAACAGCAGGUCUUCACCGGCACAUUAACAUGUACCAUAACCCAGAAAAGCCCUACGCUUGUGACAUCUGUCACAAGCGGUUUCACACGAACUUCAAAGUGUGGACACACUGUCAGACACAGCACGGCAUAGUGAAGAACCCAUCACCAGCCUCUAGUUCACAUGCCGUUUUGGAUGAGAAGUUCCAAAGAAAGCUGAUUGACAUAGUGAGAGAGAGAGAGAUUAAGAAGGCCCUGAUCAUUAAGCUCAGGCGCGGCAAGCCCGGCUUUCAGGGCCAGGGCGGCUCCCAGGCCCAGGUCAUCAAGCGGAACCUGCGAUCACGAGCCAAAGGGGCGUACAUCUGUACGUACUGUGGAAAAGCCUAUCGCUUCCUCUCGCAGUUCAAGCAGCACAUAAAGAUGCACCCGGGAGAGAGGCCCGUUGGCGUCCACAAAAUUGCUAAGCCAAAAGAGCAUGUUCCUCUCGAGAGUCCGGUAGCAAACAAGGAGGUUUACCAGUGCCGCCUCUGUAAUGCUGAGCUCUCUUCUCUUCUAGAGCAAGGAAACCACGAGCGCCUGUGCCGCAACGCGACCGUUUGCCCCUACUGCAGCCUUAGGUUUUUCUCGCCCGAGCUGAAGCACGAGCACGAGAGCAAGUGUGAGUACAAGAAGCUGACGUGCCUCGAGUGCAUGCGCACUUUCAAGUCCUCCUUCAGCAUCUGGCGGCACCAGGUCGAGGUCCACAACCAGAACACCAUGGCGCCGGCCGAAAACUUCUCCCUCCCCGUCCUGGACCACAAUGGUGAAGUGAGCGCGCCCUCCAGGCCCCAGGCCCCGCCCGAGCCCCGGAACACCAACCACCUGGUCGCAGCGAAAGACGACAACGUGUUCAGCGACUGUUCCGAGCAGGUGAACUUCGACUCGGAAGACUCCUCCUGUCUCCCCGAAGACCUGAGCCUUUCGAAGCAGCUGAAAAUCCAGGUGAAAGAGGAGCCUGCAGAGGAGGCUGAGGAAGAGGCGCCCGAGGCCAGCGCCGCCCCCAAGGACGCGGCCUCCAGCGCGGACCCCGGCCUGUGGCCCUGCGAGAAGUGCGGCAAGACGUUCCCGGCGCACAAGCAGCUGGAGCGGCACCAGGAGCUCCUGUGCUCCGUGAAGCCCUUCAUCUGCCACGUCUGCAACAAAGCCUUCCGCACCAACUUCCGGCUCUGGAGCCACUUCCAGUCGCACAUGUCUCAGGCAGCAGAGGACCUGGCGCACAAGGACUCGGACGCGUGCCCUGUCCCCACAAACUCUCCGUCGCCGCCGCCUCUGCCCCCACCGCCACCGCUGCCCAAGAUCCAGCCCCUGGAGCCUGACAGCCCCACGGGGUUGCCAGAGAACCCAGCCCCCUCCACGGAGAAGCUGUUUGCGCCCCAGGAGUCAGACACGCUUUUCUACCACGCCCCGCCCCUGUCAGCAAUCACCUUCAAAAGGCAGUUCAUGUGUAAACUUUGCCAUAGGACCUUCAAGACGGCAUUCAGCCUCUGGAGUCACGAACAAACCCACAAUUAAAGGGCCGCCCCUUCUUACCUGUGACGAAGCGGGGGACGGCCUCCUGGUUCCAGCCUGCAGGGUGAAAUGUGUCAUAAGAAACAAAAUAUUUUUAAAAAAGAAUAAUAAAGGUUGGAAAUUGUUAUGCUUGAAUGUAAGUGUGAGGUAAACUGGUGUUAAUUAGUAAUGUCCUUACUCCACUUAGAAACUGAGAAACAUCGUGCUUCUGGACCUCUUCGCCGCAGGGCGGUGCAACUUCAUUACUGUUGACAUUUGGUUGAUCUCGGUUGUUUGCAUGGUCCCCUAUCCAUGGUGUCAGUAUAAUCUUUCAAUUGAGGUUGUUUUGGUUUUUUACUGAUUUGCAAUUAGUGGAAUACUAUUAAAGUAUUUCUUCCUUUGAUUAUAUCAGACACCUAAGUUCUACUUAAAUCUUAGCCAUGUUCUUAAGUCCAAAAUGUAUCAGGAAGAAGUGGAAUAGUUUGCAGUAUUGGUUUAGAUCUUAGAAUACUUUUUAGCAAUAAGAAAAAUGAUAAACCUCAACUUUUGUAAGUUAUCCUGACACUUGAUAAAAAUAAAUAUUUGGUAUUUUGUGGUCAUGUAGAACUUUUUUUUGUAUGAAAAUUGUGAGAAAUUUAAAUCAGCAAUAGUAACACUUAAAUUUUUAUAAAAUAACUUGCUCUUGGGUCAUUUACUAUAAUUAAUGGUGGAAGACUUGGGAAAUAAAAAGAUUAAGAUUUCCAGAAGGCCUCCCGGUUGGUUUACAAAAGCUUCAGUUGCGACAGGCAUUACGAUCAAAACUGCUGAUCGUGCUGCGUGUGCACGGCACACUUCUAAAGUCAGAUCGGCAUUGGAAGGGCUGCACACGUGUGCUUUCCUGUUUGAUGCUGUCACAAACUGAAAAUCUGAGUGUGUUUGGGACAAAAAACAGCAUACAGCAGUAGUUUCGAACUUAACAACGUUGGUAUCACAAAUAAGGUAGGACGUAGACUGACUAAGGCUCCGGGCCCCUGGGGUCAGUGGGGCCGCUCUCAGUCCUGAAUUCCCGCUGACUUCAGGGACGGGGAGCAGAGGGAGAGCGAGCACACUGCAGUCCCACAGGCUUUUCAGAACAAUGGACACAAUGCACAGUUUCCUGCCUCUGUCUUGCGAUGAUUUCUGUUAGCACUUGUUGGCGUUUAUCGUGGCAAAACGCCCAUAGUGAAGCCAUUCUGCUUUACGUCACUGCUUGAACUUUCAUACAUAUGUGUUCAAGUGCUGUCAAGGGUCCAAAAUUAGUUUCUGCUACUCAUUUUGGUACAUAGGGUUUGGUCUUCUUUUUCUUUCCUGUUCUAAGUUGUCAUUAAAAGCCUUUCAGUAGGUGUUGUCCAGAGUUCAAUGGGGCGUUCAAAAGGGAAAAUUUUUAUUUUACUUGAGGGUGGCGUAGAUACAUACAAGUAGAAAUAGUGUUGAAACUACACAAUCCUUUUAAGGUAGUGAUAUGGAUUAAGACUCCGAGUUUAUUAAAUUUUUUUACAAGCUCUUCUUUCAAAUAAAAAGAAUCUCUUGUGACGAAGAAAUAAUUUGCUGAGUUACUUAAAUUUGUCCUCUCGCAGAAAAGAACUCUGUACUCAUCAAUCUCAUUACCCACAUUCCAUUCCAGUGGAAGGAAAGAUAUUUUUAUUGAAACCCAAGCAUUUUUGUAAAAUACUAAUUGACUUUGUACAUCAUAGAAAUUUUGCCUCUCAUUCUUUCAUUUGAAAACUAUUAAA